Molecule: messenger RNA, 810 nt
Organism: Colletotrichum gloeosporioides
Lineage: Eukaryota; Fungi; Ascomycota; Sordariomycetes; Glomerellales; Glomerellaceae
Product: 60S ribosomal protein L10-A
Exons: 4
Coding region: 1-810 (269 amino acids)
Biological process (GO): translation; ribosomal large subunit assembly
Cellular component (GO): cytosolic large ribosomal subunit; ribosome
Molecular function (GO): structural constituent of ribosome
Source: RefSeq, a predicted model, not a curated record
AUGGCCCGCCGUCCCGCCCGUUGCUACCGCUACUGCAAGAACAAGUCUUGCGCACUGGAGAAGGAGAGAAGGGAGGAAACUCCGCGUCAAGAGGACUGCGAUGAUCUUCGCCUUGAAAACAGCCUGUGUGCGAUGGACAUACGGCACAUUUUGUUGGAAUGGGAUGCGGGCGUCGUCGCGGGCGAUAAUCCGUACCCCAAGUCUCGGUUCAACCGUGGUGUCCCCGACCCCAAGAUCCGUAUCUUCGAUCUCGGUCGCAAGAAGGCUAACGUCGACGACUUCCCUCUCUGCAUCCACCUCGUCUCCAACGAGUAUGAGCAGCUGAGUUCCGAGGCCCUCGAGGCCGCUCGUAUCUGCGCCAACAAGUACCUCGUCAAGGUUGCCGGCAAGGAAGGUUUCCACCUCCGUGUCCGCGCUCACCCCUACCACGUCGUCCGUAUCAACAAGAUGUUGUCUUGCGCCGGUGCCGAUAGACUUCAGACUGGUAUGCGUGGUGCCUGGGGCAAGCCCAACGGCACUGUUGCCCGUGUCAACAUUGGCCAGAUCAUCAUGAGCGUCCGCACUCGUGACUCCAACAAGGCCACCGCCCUCGAGGCCCUCCGCCGCUCCCAGUACAAGUUCCCCGGUCGCCAGAAGAUCAUUAUCUCCAAGAACUGGGGCUUCACUCCUCUCCGCCGCGACGAGUACCUCGACAAGAAGGCUGCUGGCCGCGUCAAGGUCGACGGUGCCUACGUCCAGUUCCUCAGCAACCACGGUUCGCUCAAGGAGAACAUGAAGCGCUUCCCCGACGCUUUCGCCUCUGAGGCUUAA